ACUGCGCUGUUCUGCGUGUUCUGCGUAUUUUCAUUUUCCACCGUGAAGACAAUUUUCUGUUGACGUAAUUUAAUUUGUUAAUAAUAAUCUUUUAGAGUAUCACCAUGAUACCUCUAUCGUUUAUUUUACGGUCUCGUUGUCGAGCUGCUUUAUCAGGAUGUGCGUAUAAUUACCUGAGAGUGAAUAUUAUGCCUGCGGCGAGAGUGAAGAACUUCUGUAGGAGCAGCAGUGUUCAUAAUCGUACUAUCGGUCAUUUAUUGGAUCAUUGGAGUCGAAAUUUUGAAAAUGAUGGAAUUUCAGAACCGGUUGAAUCUAUUGAACAUAUCGUUGCUCAUGUUAUGGGUACUAAGAAGAUAUUGGAUUUAGUUAAUAUGCGGGAGAGGGAACUGACCAAAGAGGAGGUUGAGAAAUUGGAAAUGUUAUGCCAGUGUAGAUUGUCUAGAAUGCCGGUACAAUAUAUUAUUGGGGAAUGGGAUUUCAGAGACAUUACUUUGAAUCUUAUACCGCCUGUAUUUAUACCAAGGCCAGAAACAGAGAUUCUUGUUGACAUUGUAUUGAAACAAUUGUCAUCGACACAGCAGGAGAAAUGUAGAAUUUUAGAAAUUGGCUGUGGCUCUGGUGCCAUUUCCUUGGCCCUUGCUCAUUCUUCUGACAAAGUACAAUCUGUUGCGAUCGACGUAAACAAACAUGCCUGUAAUUUGACCAGAAGCAAUUGUAAAAAUUUAGGCUUAGACGAUAGACUGACAAUUAUUAAUGCUGCGUUGGAAAAGGAUGGUAUUAUAAAAAUUCUUGAUGACACAGAAAAUAAGAUUGAAUUUAAUAGAGAAGAAUUUGAUUUCAUAGUCAGCAAUCCACCAUAUGUACCAACAUCAAAGUUAUCUGAACUCGCACCUGAGAUAAAAAUUUAUGAAGAUCUUAGAGCAUUGGAUGGCGGUAGUGAUGGUUUAGAUGUUAUAAAACCUCUAUUACGGUAUGCAGCAAAAGCACUAAAGACUGACGGUAGCCUCUUCAUAGAAGUGGAUACAUCGCAUCCUGAGUAUAUAGUCUUUUUUACCAAAAAGUAUUCAGAUCUGAAGCUGAAGCAUUUGCACACGUACAAGGAUUUUUGCAAUAACGAUCGAUUCGUUCAAGUAUUAAAGUUUAGAGACGUAUGAAAUAUGUCGCACAACGAUGCAGAUCUUGAGAUCUGAGAUUUUUAUAAAUCCAAACUUUGAUUUAU
This is a messenger RNA of Cephus cinctus (wheat stem sawfly), 1219 nucleotides long. RefSeq names its product hemK methyltransferase family member 1 (gene HemK1). Gene Ontology annotation, molecular function: nucleic acid binding; protein methyltransferase activity. Lineage: Eukaryota; Metazoa; Arthropoda; Insecta; Hymenoptera; Cephidae. The record is from RefSeq and is a predicted model, not a curated record. The transcript has 6 exons. The coding region runs from base 105 to 1154 and encodes 349 amino acids. Gene Ontology annotation, cellular component: mitochondrion. Gene Ontology annotation, biological process: protein methylation.